Molecule: messenger RNA, 1482 nt
Organism: Cryptomeria japonica (Japanese cedar)
Lineage: Eukaryota; Viridiplantae; Streptophyta; Pinopsida; Cupressales; Cupressaceae
Product: indole-3-acetate O-methyltransferase 1
Exons: 4
Coding region: 61-1221 (386 amino acids)
Biological process (GO): methylation
Molecular function (GO): S-adenosylmethionine-dependent methyltransferase activity
Source: RefSeq, a predicted model, not a curated record
AUUAAUCUCUAUAAAAAGAGCGAUAUUGCUCUGAGCUCAAUAUAAAGUUAGCAGGGUCUAAUGGAGAUGAUUAAUCAUCAUUCUCAGUCUCAAUGGGUAGUGGAGAAUGUGCUGGGCAUGAUAGGUGGCCAUGGAGAUUCCAGUUAUGCUCUUAAUUCUCUAUCAGUUCAGAUAAAGAUGAUCCGGGUUGUGAUACCAAUUCUGGAGGGCGCUAUUUAUGAAAAGAUGAGAGUGAAGUUGAAUGGGGCCGGCAUAUUUAGUAUAGCAGAUUUCGGCUGUGGCACAGGGGGGAAUACUCUUCUGGUAGCAGACACCAUUGUUAGAGCUGUGAAAUGCUCACUUGGGGAAGGGGAGGAGCCAGAAUUUGAAGUAUAUUUUGCUGAUCUUCCCUUCAAUGAUUUCAAUUCACUGCUUCGAACGAUGCCUCGGACCCAACAAGCCUAUGCCGAUGCAGAACACGAUGGUGAUACCAACCCAGUGGCUACAGGAUCUUACGUUGCAGCGGCUGUUUGUGGGUCACAUUUCAGUCGUUUGUUCCCACGAAAAAGCCUGCAUUUCUGUCAUUCUUCUCUCAGUCUCCACUGGCUAUCAAAGGUGCCAGAGACUGUUCGAGAAAGAAGAUCUCCUCGUGUGUACGUUUCAAGUGAUUGUGAGGAGGCAGUGGGAACUGGUUAUCUACAUCAGUUUAACACAGACUUCACAAGGUUUUUAAAUGCCCGGGCAGAAGAGACAGUUGAUGGGGGAUGUGUGUUUAUAUCUCUGGUGGGUCGUAAUGGAGGGACACACGUAAUGGAGGAGCAAGGAACACUAGGAGUUAUCGCUCGUCAUUUUGAAUAUGCAUUCCAAGAGCUGGUGAAUGAGGGUUUUAUCGAGAAAGAGAAGUGGGAAUCCUUCAACCUACCCUGGUUCGGUCCAAAUCCGGAAGAGUUGGAGAGCAUAGUUAAGAGACAAGGGGCGUUCAGGCUGGAGAGUGUAAGGGUGUUGGGAGAAUUUCCUUUGCAUCCCAUGACAGAGAUGAGGAGAGGGGAGGAGGAGGCGUUCGGGAGAUGUGUAGGCAACCAUUACAGAGCACUCUUAGAGAAUAUAGUGGAAGCUCAUUUGGGAUGUGAGAGUUUGACAGACGAAUUCUUCUUGAGAAUUGGUAAAAGAGCAGCUGCUAAGUUUGAGGAGUAUCUCUCCAAUCAAAUAGAGUUAGCUGUUGUCCUUCUGGUUAAAAAUUAAUCCUACGAAUAUGCUAUGAAAAUGCCAAGCAUCCACUUCAUCAAAAUCAAAUAAUUGUUGGCCCAUCACUAUUUCUUUGUAACUCGUUCCGGAGUGACUAGGUCGAGGACAUUCCUAUGCAGGAAUGUGAUGUUACUGUAGAAUUAUCUUGAUGACAACAUCAAGCAGCAAAUGCAUGGGAUUAGGUGUGAUGAUAGCAAUUUUUUCUUAAUAGUGUUCUUUUUAUGAGUAGACUCUAUCUUAUUAAGACUUUAUAGGUGU